Molecule: messenger RNA, 771 nt
Organism: Culex quinquefasciatus (southern house mosquito)
Lineage: Eukaryota; Metazoa; Arthropoda; Insecta; Diptera; Culicidae
Product: nucleoside-triphosphatase THEP1
Exons: 4
Coding region: 166-732 (188 amino acids)
Molecular function (GO): ribonucleoside triphosphate phosphatase activity
Source: RefSeq, a predicted model, not a curated record
AAGCGAGUGAUUUAGCCGGAAGAAGCUAGCGGAAGGUGCGCUCCGUCGAGUCCCGGUAAAAGUUGCUGCAAAACGGUGCGAUCCGUGACUGAAAAGCGACGUGAAAGUUCGUGCUCUGGCGCAGAAAAAAAAAGAAUCUAGGAGGCAGACGAACUGUUGGGAAUAAUGUCUCUUAUUCUAAUCACAGGAAUGCCAGGCGUGGGUAAAACCACCAUCAUGCGUCACGUAGGCACCGAACUCCAGCGACGUGCAAUCGCAUUCGACGGUUUCUACACCGAAGAGCUGCGCAGUCCCAGCGGAGAGCGGUCCGGUUUCGACAUCGUAACAUUCGACGGCAAACGAGCACCACUUGCACGAGCCAGCGACUCCAUUCGUAACGCUUCCGCCAAAAAUCGCGUCGGAAAGUACACCGUCUGCGUGACGGAAUUCGAAUCCGUAGCAUUGCCGGCGCUGGCCAUUCGAUCCACAGCCAAUCUGCUUCUGCUGGACGAGAUCGGCAAGAUGGAGCUAAAGUCGCGCCCCUUCGAGGACAGGCUGCAGCAGAUAGUGGACGCCGUCACGGCACCACCUGGGGGUCGGUUGAAGUUUGUGGCCACCGUGCCAUUAAAGGCCUCGCUAAACAUUGUGGAACGCUUGAAGCGGACGCCGGGCGUGCAGCUUUUCCACGUGACCGUGUCGAACCGGGAUAAGAUAAAGCAGGAUAUUUUGGAGGCCGUCGUGAAGAUGGUUUGAAAAUGUGGACAAGUGGGACAAGUUCUGCCAAACUUAAAU